Anopheles stephensi (Asian malaria mosquito) is the source of this 2579-nucleotide messenger RNA. Its product is annotated as protein-glucosylgalactosylhydroxylysine glucosidase-like. Gene Ontology annotation, molecular function: catalytic activity. The record is from RefSeq and is a predicted model, not a curated record. Lineage: Eukaryota; Metazoa; Arthropoda; Insecta; Diptera; Culicidae. The coding region runs from base 104 to 2524 and encodes 806 amino acids. Gene Ontology annotation, biological process: carbohydrate metabolic process. The transcript is spliced from 4 exons.
UCAGUUCCAGUUUGCGUGAGCGCUGGUUUGGGAACACAAAACCGGGUGCUCGGCGAAUCAUUCCAACCCGGCACUAGAAAAUGUUAUCUUUUAUCAGUGAAAAAUGUGGUUUUUAACGUUGUUUGCGUUCGUGCUGCCAUUCUUUACCGUGCACGGAAAUGAUUACAAUUUCCUUUUCAACGCUACUAAACUGCCAAAUAAAGCCGUAACGCCAACGCUAGCGAAUGGACAUCUCGGGUUCGUCGUGUACGGAGAUUCCGUCCACCUGAACGGUGUGUACAAUGGUUUGAAAGGCGUAAGCCACCGGGCACGGAUCCCAAACUUUGCCAACAUUCAGCUAGCCAAUUGUUCAUCGCUGCAAACGCAACCGAAAAACUGCCGGUAUCAGUUGGACAUGCGACAAGGCAAGUUCCGAACGACACUGGACGAUCCAGCGGGCGGCUACCGGGUGCAGCACGAAGUCUAUCCCAACAGACAUUUCGAUCAAACGAUCGUGAACCGCAUACACAUCCGCCGGCUGAAAUCGACCGGCCUGCUGGAGGUGGAAACGCGUCAGCUGAUGGGAUCGAAAAGCGUCGAUCUGGUAGAAGUACCGGCGGAAAAGCUAAACUUCCAUGGUGAAGAGUAUCUUCUUCUGUGCACGAAAACGAAACAGGUUGAAGAUCCCAUGUAUCAAAAGGAAGGACAUCCGGUGUGUGUGGCGUACAGGCAAGUGCCACGCAAAUUAACUCUCACCCCGGAGGAAACGGAUCGUGAGUUUCUUUACCUGACGGUUUUCUCGCACACGAGGCAGGAAGUGGAAAGGGAAUUGAACGGGCUGAAGGGUAACGAUCACGAAAGGAUGCACCGCGUUGAGAUGGGUCGUAUGUGGCAAAAGUAUGGCAUCCGGGUGGAGGGAAACGAUCGGUUAGAUCGUGUCAUCAAAGCAAGUGCCUUCUACCUAUCGAGCUCCCUCCCAUCCCAAUCAUCCUUCCAACCGGGCAGCUAUCCGUUCUAUGGCCUUUCCCCAUCAGGAUUGGGUCGUGGCGGUAAGGAACUAGCCGAGUACCAGGGACACAGUUUUUGGGAUACGGAAAUGUGGAUGUUUCCACCGAUCUUGCUGCUCGAUCCAGCGAAUGCCCGGAAGCUGCUACAUUACCGAACGCUCGUAACGGAAGCGGCCGCCGAUUAUGCCCGCAGCAAUGGGUACGAAGGUUGGCAAUACGCCUGGGAGUCGGCAUUUACCGGGCGCGAAGUAACGCCGGACUUUUGUCCCCAGGUGCCGGAAUAUCAGCACCACAUAACGGCGGACAUAGCGUACGCGGCUCGGCUGUACUAUUACGCGACCGGCGAUCUCGAGUGGUUGCGUACGGAUGCGUGCCGGUUGGCGUACGAAACGGCACGGUUUUGGAAGAGUCGGGUAGAUUAUAAUCCGGACACGGAUACGUUCGACAUUGGGCGGAUUAUGGGUCCGGAUGAGGAUCAUCAUAACGUCACGAACAGCAUCUACACGAAUGUGAUUGCGGCACAUAAUUUGUUCUUCGGUGCGUUCGUUGGGUGCCAUUGCCGGGCAUCGCUUCCUGAAGCUUCCGAGGAAGAGUUUGCCCAGUUCGUGCGGGUGGCCAAAAGUAUCACCCUACCGUACAACGCACAGUACGAUGUGCAUCCGGAGUAUCAGGAGUACACGUUCGGUACCCAGAUAAAGCAGGCGGACGUUGUGCUGUUGGGCUAUCCGUUGGAGUUUCCCAUGAAGGAGUCAACGAAGGCAAACAAUCUAAAGCUUUAUUCGAUGGUAACGCGCCCCGAUGGUCCCGCUAUGACGUGGGCGAUCCACACGAUCGGUCAUCUCGAUUUGAACGAGCCGGACCACGCAGCGGCAAUGUUCCGCAAGAGCUACAAGCAGUACCUGCGUGCGCCGUUUCACGUUUGGAGCGAAAAUGGUGAUGGGGCCGAUGGGGCGGGUAAUUUCAUAACCGGUGCCGGAGGAUUUCUACAAUCGCUCAUCAACGGGUACGCUGGCGUGCGGUUACGACACGGCAAGUUGGUUAUCGCCAAUGCUCGGCUACCGCCCGGUACGACGCGACUGUUUCUACCGGAGCUUAACUUUGGUGGCGUGAAGUUCGCGCUCGACGUAGGACAGAACAGUUUUCGUGUUACGUUUGGCAGUGGGACGAGAGAGUCGUUUGCAAAGCUCACUCUGCUCGUGGACGAUCUCGAGCGGGACCUGUUCGAAGGGUGUGAAUAUGCGGGAAGCAAAAACGCUGUCCUUCUGUUACGACUAGAGCGUGAUAAUGAAGUGGACAGUGAAAAGACGUCUUCCUGCACGCUGCACGAUACCGUCCUUGGUAUGCGGUUAGCCGACCAGGAUGGCCGACUGUUUACGACCACACAGCUGAUUGUAAUUUCACUCGCCACCGGACUGUUGGGUGUGUUGUACAGCAUCUAUGCAGCGCUGAAAAGUAAGCGUGGCCGUGGGAAAGCGACUGAAAAGGAAAUCCUGAGCAAGAGACUUCGAAAGAAACAGAAAAGUAAAGCCGGUAAAUAAAUGUACACCUUUUCUGAUGUGAUGGGCAAAAGGAGAGAGAGCAUAUCGAAUGGAA